Messenger RNA from Parnassius mnemosyne (clouded apollo), 1008 nucleotides. Lineage: Eukaryota; Metazoa; Arthropoda; Insecta; Lepidoptera; Papilionidae. The record is from the annotation of a GenBank genome assembly.
AUGAAUUGGAUAUUCAUUUUGCUAGUCUGCGUCGGAUUAUCGAGUUGCCAUACGACCGAAGCGCAGCCUGAGGAUGGAAAGCAGAAGGGAUUUAUUGACUGGAUCAACAACCUGCUUGGAGGCACUACGACAACAACCGAGAAACCUUCAAACGAGCCGCCCAAGAACUGUCCUACAUGCCAGUGCGGGCUCGCCAGGACUCAUCGGCGCAUCGUAGGCGGUAUGGAGACGAAACAGAAGGAGUACCCUUGGAUGUGCGUGAUGAUGUACGGAGGUCGCUUCUACUGCGGCUGCUCCCUCAUCGCCGACCUCUACGUGCUGACCGCCGCUCACUGUACUGCUGGAUUCCGAAAAGAAAGGAUGACAGUUCGCUUCUUGGAGCACGAUCGCCAUGUCGCGAAUGAGACGAAGACAAUAGACAGGAAGGUGGCAGCCAUCAUUCGCCACGCCCGCUACAACCCUGGCACAUAUGACAGUGACAUCGCCAUGUUGAAGUUAGAUCAGAGGAUAGACCUGACCAGCGCAAUUAAGAAGUUGAAGAGCGACGGUGAAGUCACCGAAGAGGAGGAAGACCGCGGGGUGGCCACGGUGUGCCUGCCGGAGCCCGAGCUGUCGUACACCGGACACACUGCCACGGUGGCCGGCUGGGGCACUACUGAGGAGGGCGGCUCCGUUUCCAACGUCUUGAGGGAGGUAAUGGUUCCAAUAAUCUCCAACGACGAAUGCCGUAAAUCGACCUACAAGGGGCGCAUAACAGAUAACAUGCUGUGCGCUGGAACUGACGAGGGCGGGAAGGACGCGUGCCAGGGAGAUUCAGGUGGACCCUUGCACGUAUACAAAAACGAGACCAACACGUGGCAUAUAGCAGGAGUUGUAUCCUGGGGAGAAGGAUGCGCAAGACCGAAAACACCAGGAGUGUACACCAGGGUCAAUCGGUUCUUGACCUGGAUCAAAUCCAAUACCAAAGACGCCUGUUACUGCGAGGAAAAGUUUAUUAAGAAAUAUUAA